This is a messenger RNA of Kwoniella shivajii, 1014 nucleotides long. RefSeq lists its product as uncharacterized. The record is from RefSeq and is a predicted model, not a curated record. Gene Ontology annotation, molecular function: protein kinase activity; ATP binding. The coding region runs from base 1 to 1014 and encodes 337 amino acids. Gene Ontology annotation, biological process: protein phosphorylation. NCBI's taxonomy places the organism in Eukaryota, Fungi, Basidiomycota, Tremellomycetes, Tremellales, Cryptococcaceae. The transcript has 4 exons.
AUGUCUCGAAAAGCGCAUGCCCGACUUGAUAAUGCAGAUGUGAUAUCCCUCAAUAUUCACCGUCACAAUGUGGCAAGACACCUUGUCUGUCCAAAGGUUCAAAAUUUUGUCCGAUAUGGCGCUGAACAAUCCGAUUCGACAAUACAAGCAGUACCCGCUCUUAAAUCAGUAAGAUGGGUAGGGAGCGGCGCAUUGUGGGACGUCUACGAGGUCAAGUUAUUAGAUGAGAACGAGACACCAACCGAGCAUCCAUCAAAAUUGAAACCAACUGGACUGAUCGUUAAAUACGCUCACCUUCCAACCUUCGAUCAUAUGGCAGAUUCUGGGGAAUUCAAGUACACCUCGGAAAGUGCGUUCAAAUCUGCAAUAGUUGAAUGGCAUAUACUUUCGACUGUACUUUACGAUAUUCAAGGUCAACAUGUUCCUACCUUAUAUGGAACUUUUAGAAACGAGGAGGAGAAUAUGAUCUGUACAAUCAUGGAAGACGUCGGUGAUGCUUUCUGGAGAGUAGAUUUCCUUUAUGAGCUUACCAACAAAGAAAAAAAACAAACUAAAAUAGCUUACGAAGCGCUUCAUCAAAGGCGAGUCUUCCACAACGAUAUACGAGUCAACAAUAUCUGUCUCGCUCCAGACGGCAAUAUACGGAUCGUAGAUUUCGGGGAUGCUAGGGUAACAAAGGACGAUAUGGCGCUGGAGUGGGAGCAGCAAUGGGUAUUGAUGCAGAUGGGUUGGGCGACCUGGCUGCCUCUGUUUAUAAAUAGAGAUAGGAUGAAAGAAGCUGUAUCACACCCAUCCGAAAGUCGAGAACCGAAAGACGACCAAGUCAACUGGGAUGAGCCGACUUGUCUCGUCAGACCGGACGUUUAUGAAAACCGGCCCCGGGAUCAGACAUUCACAUUCAGAGCGAAAGCUGCUGGCGUCAGCAAAAGGAAAAAGCCUGCUUCCGCAAAAUUGGGUAACAAGGCCGCACAUUCUACCAAGAGGAUGAAGCAAAGCGCGAAGGGGGUGGUUUAG